Messenger RNA from Manis pentadactyla (Chinese pangolin), 1782 nucleotides. Its product is annotated as teratocarcinoma-derived growth factor 1-like. The transcript has 6 exons. Lineage: Eukaryota; Metazoa; Chordata; Mammalia; Pholidota; Manidae. The record is from RefSeq and is a predicted model, not a curated record. The coding region runs from base 300 to 863 and encodes 187 amino acids.
CCGCCUCCCGCCCACCCGAGAGCCCUUCCCCCCCAGCCAGGGACGUGUUGUUGAGGAAGGAGAAUCCCGGGGAAAGCGGAGUCCCUGGCUAAGGUCAAGGUGUUCGUUAGGACGGAGUCUGCAUCCUGGCUCCUGGUUCUCUCAAGACCUGCUGGGGAAUGCAUACUUCUCAUCGGGGGUAUUUUUCUUUUUAAAAUCCCAUUUUUUCUUCAGGAAAUGUGUUCUCCUUUGGGUGUUUUGGCAUUGACUGUGAAUUGAUGCCAUGCUAACAUUUUCUCCCUAAAUUGUUGGGCGCCGUUAUGGACUGCAGGAAGAUGGAGCGCUUCUCUUCCAGUGUGAUUUUGAUCGUGGCCAUUUCCAAGGCUUUUGAACUUCAAGUGACCACUGGGCUGGGCCACCGUGAACUUGCACGUCCGGCUCUGGGAGACCUGGCCCUCAGAGGUGGCAGCCUUCCGACCCUGGAGGAAACCGCGGCUCACCAUCGACCUUCCCAGUUUGUGCCGUCCACGGGAGUCCAGGACAGCAGGCAGCUAAACAAGACCUGCUGUCUGAAUGGGGGGACUUGCAUGCUGGGCUCCUUUUGUGCCUGCCCCCCCACCUUCUAUGGGCGGAACUGUGAGCAUGACGUGGGCAAAGAGAACUGCGGGUCUGUGCCCCACGACACCUGGCUGCCCAGGAAGUGUUCCAUGUGUAAGUGCUGGCGCGGCUGGCUUCGCUGCCUUCCUCAGACAUUUCUGCCGGGCUGUGGUGGCCAUGUGAUGGACGAGCACCUCGCAGCUUCCAGGACUCCAGAAUUAACACUGUCCCCAUGCACCCCUCUGAUGCUAGCUGGCUUGUGCCUUGUUGUACAAAGUUUCCAUUAAUGGAUGUUUGCAUGCAACAUUGUCAGGCAGACAUCCCGACCUGUGAAGGCUGUCGCUCAAAUGUCCUAAUCCUUUGUUAGUUGCCUUGAAACAGUGAAUAGAUUUCCAUAGUAGUGAAUAGGUCCCUAACAUUUCCUUGAAGUACCAGCUGCUUUCUCUGUCCUGCCAUAUCCAAAGAAAACUACUAAAAAGUAGUUCACCAUAUCUACAUUGUGUCCAAGUGUUACAUUUCUUGAUACGUGCAGCUCUCCAAGGGCUUAUUGAUAUUUUCCUUGAAACCACUGAAUACUGUGCAGCUCCCCAAGGGCUUAUUGAUAUUUUUCCUUGAAACCACUGAAUACUGUCUUAAGAUUAUUAAAGAUUACUCCUAUGUGGACUGAGGAUAAAGCUUUGAGUAGAGCUGAGAAAAACCAAUUAAGACAGUAUCUUGAAAAAAGGAAGGGACACAUCUGUAGGGGGAGCAAAAGCGAGGGGACAGGGCAGAUGCUAGUGGUGUGGGCUGCAGGAGUGAUGAAGUAGGUGUGCACCAGGGAGACAGGCAGAAAAGGGGGAGGAAGCAAAUGGGAGAGAUGGGAAAAAUAAAGUGGGUUACUUGAUUGACAAUUAAAUGGCCACAGAGAAACAAGUUCAGCUACGGUGAAGAGCGAAUUUAUAUUCCUUGACUGUAAGACGAGGAUACCCCCUUUCUCCAAGGCAUUCUAAAGAGAAUGACGUCUCUGGAAAAAAAUUCUGAAUUUCUCCAAUAAAUGUGUAAUAAAUUGUUUUCUCCCUACUAUGCAAUUAUUUUAACUGUUGUAAAAGAGAAAACAUUCACAAUAUAUCUAGUUGUAAACCGGUGAUAAAACUAUAUAUCGUAAGGACCAGUUUUAAAAUGUGUUGUAUAUAUGAGUAAGCCCCGUAAAAAUAGGAAAUACAUUGA